AUUAUUAAUCAAUCCGUCGUGGAUGAGUGUUGGCGAUUUACAUAGCGCAGAUUUUGCAUUAAUUUAUUCUGAUUUUGUCAAAAUUCUAAAAUGAAAUCGGAUUUUGUGUCGAUCAAGUUACCACCACCGACGUUAACAAGUACGAAAAGGAAAGAAAAGUUGAUAUUUCCAUUCUGGUUUCAGAUCGUGUUUAUAACUAGCAUAGUCCUAUUUACUGUUCUUCUAAUUCAUCAUGAAGUCGAGCUAUCGAGAUGCACCGGUCAUGAGGACCGUAUUACUGAACUGGAGGCUCGAGUGUUGGAAUUAAUGAAUUCGAUAAGUUUGAAAAGCCAAAACGAUGUGUUGGAUGGAGGCCCUGAAAAUUUGAAUAUCCCAUCAUCGCUUGAAUCCGAUGGAAAUGUGCGAUUCAAAAGAGAAAAUACUCCUCCCAUCCGGCAACAAAGUUAUUUCAGGGAGGCAGAUUUCUUAUCUAGAGUGACGCUUCCUCCCAUCGAUGGCUACCAAUUUCACGAAGAGAGAUAUGACGGAGGUCGUGCCAACGACGGUCCCAUAACUCAUACGAGAACGUACCACAGCAGCAGUCGAUCGAAUCGUAACAUGGAAUUAGUUCAAGAACCGACAUCCUACGAGGACCAAGACUUGGGCGGUGCGUCAUCAGUGGGAGGUGCGUCAUCUCGCGGAGGAAGCAACGGAUACCGGUCACAUUCUUCUUCGUCAAGUCAACGAAGAGGGUAUGAACCAGAAGUUGGAGAAAGUUCAAGUAUCGAGGAUAACAAUGGUGCCAGUGGAAGUAUUGGAACGCUGGGAGGAUGCACCACUUGUGCGGGCGCUGGAGGAAGUACAGGGGUACAAACGACCUACACUCGAACCAGCACCAUAACCCAUCCACGUGUCGAAACUGUCCACUAUUCUCGCCAUGGCGGCUCCUCCUCCACGAAUUUAGGCGCUCACCAAGGCUACGAAAGUGAAAGCGGGUCCAGCGAGUUGAACAUUGGGGCGCAAUCCAACCGCCAAAACCAGAAUAUGCCUGCGUUAGCUGGAAUCCUUCACAAUCCGAGAAAUGUCUUCAGAACAUCCGGAAUCGAUUUGGGCCUUGGGAAAACAUUCACGAGUGGGAUGCGGGCAGCUGGAUGUGGAAAUACGACGACGACAACGACGACACGACGGGGUAAUUUGGCCGGGACGGUGGCGCCAUGCCUGCAAUCGUACAAUUAUACGGAGGUUAGAGAAUAUAGCAUACCAGUUCCGGCGGGAGAUUACAGCGGGACAAGGCGCCAAGGAGGACAGAUUGAUGUCGUGGAAGAAACCAGUAGAUCAUCCUCCGGAUCUGGAAGUAUCACUCGGGAACAUCACCCUCCCAUGCGGGUCAUUGUAGAAGGCUCUCCAACAACCCGGCAAAGAAGUCAAGGAGGAGGUCACGUCACCAGUUCGGGUCAAACUGAGUACAGGGAAUUUCAUUUCCGCGGCUCUGGAAAUACGGAUUACGAGUACACCACACUGAGGGAGGUUCCUACUACGACUACUACGACGACGACCCCCAGAACCACCACUACUACUCAUCAACCCUACGACGAACGGAUGGGGGCUUCCGCGACAAACUACCGCGGUCAUACGAGCUACAGGACGUACGAGUCAAAUUAUGACAACAGGGCGGGAACUUAUGGGGGUGGGUAUAGCAGGGACGUCGUCAUACCCACAACUACGACGACACAACAACCCUACGAUGAAAGGAUUCGCUAUCCAGCCAGCAAUUAUUACCCGAGGCAGGAGAUUAUAGUUCCACAACCAAUAUCUGUUACUGGGUACAAAAGUACUUGCCGUGGUCCGAAACCCUUGGCGGGACAUUACCUGGCUGGUGGGACGGGACGUUUGACCUCGGCAGAUGGCGUGUUCAAAGAAUGGGUGGCGGCUGACUGGAUGACGACGACUUCCAUUUACACCGAAGAUUACUCUCGAAGCGAUAGUUUCAUUGGUGUCUCGACCGUUACGGGAGCAUUUACAGUGAAGAAGGCUGGGGUUUACUUUAUCUAUGCGCAGAUAAGCUCGGAUGACAUUAAUGGAUUCAAUGUGGAAGUUAAUUCCGCUCCAUUCUUAAAGUGUAGAACGACUCCUGCCCUAGCAGGUCCUUGUUACGUUGCAGGACUCCGUUUUCUGGAUGCCGAUGACCAACUUGUAAUCCGGGCGGUGGACAUUGUCAGAGUUUCUAGUUUUAAUACGGAUAUGACAUAUUUUGGAAUAAUGAAUGUUGGUGGAGUUUGCUCUUAAGAUAUAUACUAUGUAAUUUUAAGUUUUGAUGCAGAAUUAUCUAAGGGAACCAGUAUGAGGACAUUUGUAGAUAGGUAUGUGUGAAUGAUUUAACUGCAGUUGGCAAAAAAUAUGUAAUUUAUUAAUCACAUGAAAGAAAAAUAAAUGAGAAAAUUAUUAAAAUA
Molecule: messenger RNA, 2429 nt
Organism: Folsomia candida
Lineage: Eukaryota; Metazoa; Arthropoda; Collembola; Entomobryomorpha; Isotomidae
Exons: 5
Coding region: 91-2265 (724 amino acids)
Biological process (GO): immune response
Cellular component (GO): membrane
Molecular function (GO): tumor necrosis factor receptor binding; receptor ligand activity
Source: RefSeq, a predicted model, not a curated record